CGAGAAUGAUGUUCGACCCACCGGAUUUCCCCUACAAGGAAUUAUCGGACACUCUACGAGACCACUACGACUCCGACUAUCUUCUUUUCAAUUCUGAUGCAGUUGCAACAGAUUCAACCAAUAUUAAUAAAGAUCUAGCCGAUGUUGCUGAUCAAAUGCUUACGAGUGUAGGCAAUCAGAUAGUCUUUGAUUCUACUAAAAACUUGAAUGAAGGAGUGUCAUCUUUUCUGACUAAUACCACGAACAUUGAGCAAAAUACAGAACUAUUUAUAGUUCAGUCGGAUAAUUUACUUAAUAAUUUUGAACCAACUUUACUUGAUGAUAACACGGUGAAUCAAUUCUUAUUGCCGCUUCAAGUUUCAGCGAGCGCGAAUAAGGACACUGAAGAUACUGGGCCCGACUUGUUAGCAUUACACUCCUGCGUCAUUUGCCACGAGAUAUUUACUACGGACUCGGAUCUUCUGGACCAUACAAUUUCAUUCCAUACCUCUGACCCGGUCUUGGAUGCUCUUCCUAGCAGUUCACCAGCUGACGCUAUAGAUCUACAGCCAAAGUUACAAGAUAUAAGCCAUCCAACCGACAUAGAUUUUGAAUCCUACUGGCUGGUUUGUGGCAUCUGUGAACGUGUAUUAUCUACAGCUUUAGAAACAGAACCUACCGAGCAACUGUGCUGCACCACAAGCGAUGGCAAGACCAGUGUGUCACCUCGGAAGCUUCUCACCAUGUACGUCUGUGACUUCUGCAACGGUCUGUUCGCGGACGCCGAUGCCUUGGACAGACACCGGUUGACUUGCUAUGUUCCUGAGCAGAGUCAAAGCUUCUAUCCACCGGCAGAAAAUUCAAGCGCCACCACAAACGACCAGCUAUGCUGCGCCUGCGACACUUGCGGCAAACGCUUCUCAACCAUCGAGGAGCUGAAGAUGCACACCUUAGGAUGCCUUCAGGUCGUCAAUAAGAGGGAUCGACGGUCUUACAGCAAUGCUACUAGCAGCAAAAUGUGGAAUUGCGGGUCUUGCAACCAGCUAUUUGCCACUGCAAGGGAACUCUACCGUCACAAGCGCGGAGAAGACCGGCCGUCGGGCGCGCCUCUCAUGGCGUACGUGUGUGAAGAGUGCGACAAGGUCCUAGGCAGCAUGUGCGCGUUGCACACGCACAAGAAAAUGCACAAGGUGUCUAAGCCGGGCUACCCAUGCCGCGUGUGCGGACGCCGCUUCAACCAGUCGGGGCACCUCGCGAUCCACAUGCGCAUGCACACCGGCGAGCGGCCCUACCCUUGUGACCUCUGCCCAAAGGCCUUCAAAGUCAAGGUGGAGCGCGACGACCACCGGCGCACGCAUACCGGGGAGCGCCCGUUCGCGUGCGCGGCGUGCCCGAAGACGUUCACUGCGGCUGCGCGGCUCCGCGAGCACGCUAGGAUACAUACUGAUCAGAGGCCAUACCGGUGCGACAUAUGUGGGGCCGCCUUCCGUCGUCCGUACGCUCGCACCGUACACACCCUCAUUCACACUGGAGAGAAGCCACAUGAGUGCGAUGUGUGCGGUACCACGUUCAGGCGCUCUGGCGAUAUGUGGAAGCACAAGAGAACCCUCCAUGGUGUCCAAGCAAGCGGGGAAGCUGAAUUGAAGAGCUAAGAGAUUCACAAUGACUAUACCUGUGCCAAAAUGAUAUAUCCCAUCCGGUUUCUCUCUCGCACACAUGCC
Molecule: messenger RNA, 1700 nt
Organism: Cydia fagiglandana
Lineage: Eukaryota; Metazoa; Arthropoda; Insecta; Lepidoptera; Tortricidae
Product: zinc finger protein 271-like
Exons: 10
Coding region: 6-1631 (541 amino acids)
Source: RefSeq, a predicted model, not a curated record